AAACAUUCCCUAAAACCUUCCCAAAUCCCCCUUCAAACAUUCAAAUAAGCAAAAGCAAAAAACACUAUUUUACUCUCAAAGUACACGUGUCAGAAACCCAAUCACUCUCCCCGACAAGAAAAUUAAAACAAAAAAUGUUUUUUAAUUAAUUUUAAACUCAUUGGAUAGAUAAUUUUUAUUGCUCAACUACUCUCUUUUUUGUUUCUUCCUCUUCAUGAUCAUCUAAAUAAGAGCAGCACGACUUGGCAUUGUAAUCGUGAGGUGAUGUAAAAAGAAAGAAGAAUCAAGCAGCAGUUGAGAGGUGUUUGUUUUGAGACCUAACUAGUGCCAUCUGGUGGUGCUUCUUCUGUGUGUGUUUUCUCUCUCUACAAACUAGAGAGAGAAACUAUCAAACAACAACCAAAAAAAAUAGAGGAGAUGGUGGUGCCAUCAACUGCAAGUAGUUCAAGAAGAUCAAGAUAUGAUUUCUCAGGAGAAUUAUUUUCAGAUUCAGUAAGUGAUUAUUAUGGAGGUGCAAUGUUGCCAAUGUUUUUACAAGACUUGGCAAGAAAUGAUCUAACAAAUGGUGAACAAGAUUUUGUGGAAAUCACAUUAGAACUCGAAGAUCAUCCCGAUGAUAGGCGACAUUCGGUUGUUAUUAAUGUUAAUACACCAAGGUCAAGAUCACAAAGGUCUGUUCAGCAAAAUGAGUCAUCAUCGGCUUCGUUUUUUUCAAGAAGUUUAUCAACUACAUCGAGAAUAAAGAAGAAAUUUGCAUGGUUGAAAUCACCUUCGAGUAGAACAUCCGUUGAUGUUGAAGCGGCACCGGUACCGUCGACGGGAUUGAGUAGUCGAGAUGCUCGGAGAAUAAAAGCUAAACUUGAUAGAAGUUUAUCAAGUGCACAACAAGCUUUGAAAGGGUUGAGAUUCAUUAACAAGAAUACUACUACAAGAAGACGAAAGACUUAUGAUCCUAAUGAACAUUGGUUAAAAGUUGAAUCAAGAUUUUUUAAACUUGCUAAAGAUGGUUUACUUUCUAAGGAUGAUUUUGGUGAAUGUAUAGGAAUGGUUGAUUCGAAAGAGUUUGCAGUAGGAAUUUUCGACGCGUUAGCCCGAAGGAGGCGUCAAAAUCUGGAGAAGAUUAAUAAAGAUGAACUUCAUGAGUUUUGGUUGCAAAUUUCAGAUCAAAGCUUUGAUGCUCGGCUUCAAAUAUUCUUUGACAUGGCUGAUAGUAAUGAAGAUGGGAGAAUUACAAGAGAGGAAGUAAGAGAGUUGAUAAUGUUGAGUGCUUCUGCAAACAAAUUAUCAAAGUUGAAAGAGCAAGCUGAAGAAUAUGCAUCGAUGAUCAUGGAAGAAUUGGAUCCAGAAGGUCUUGGAUACAUUGAGUUAUGGCAGCUGGAAACAUUACUCUUACAAAGAGACAACUACAUGAAUUACAGCAGACCAUUAGGCGUAUCCAGUGUAAAUAACUGGAACAACCACAACAACAGGGGUACCGGAGGGGGAACCGGGACACCGUCGGAGACAGCAACAUUAGUACCGAGACCACUACAUAAGUUUGUCAGAAAAGUAACCCAUAAAAUAAAGUAUUUGGUUCUUGAGAAUUGGCAAAGAGCAUGGAUAAUGAGUGUUUGGAUACUCAUAAUGGCUGGUCUAUUCGGAUGGAAAUUCUAUCAGUACAGACAUAGAGCUGCAUUUCAAGUCAUGGGGUAUUGUUUUGCUACUGCUAAAGGUGCUGCGGAGACAUUGAAGUUCAAUAUGGCUUUGAUUCUAUUGCCGGUUUGCCGGAAUAUGCUUACGUGGCUUCGUUCUACUCGUGCAAGAUUGUUUGUUCCCUUUGAUGACAACAUCAAUUUCCACAAGGUGGUUGCAUCAGCAAUAGCAGUAGGAAUAGUCGUACACACAGGGAACCAUUUAGUCUGUGACUUUCCACGUUUAGUGCACUCAUCGCAAACAAAGUUCGACCUAAUUGCAGCGGAAUUCAAACACGUAAAACCGACAUUCAAGUUCCUAUUCACUGGUAUAGAAUGUGUAACAGGUUUCACAAUGUUGGCUUUGAUGACCAUUGCUUUCGUACUUGCAACUAGCAAAUUCAGAAAGAAUCUAGUGAAAUUACCACCGCCACUGAACAGAAUGACUGGUUUCAACGCCUUUUGGUAUUCACAUCAUCUUUUCGCUAUUGUCUACAUCAUGCUUAUCAUUCACGGAGAAAGCACUUUCUUCGUUCAUGACUGGUACCAGAAAACGACAUGGAUGUACAUAUGCGUUCCAUUGUUACUCUACGCUGGAGAAAGAAGCUUAAGAACCAGAAGAUCAAGACAGUUCUCUGUGAAGAUUUUCAAGGUUUCAGUAUUACCAGGAAAUGUAUUCAGCUUAACUAUGUCUAAACCCCAAGGAUUUAAAUACAGAAGUGGCCAAUACAUAUUUCUGCAAUGCCCAACAAUCUCCUCGUUUGAAUGGCACCCAUAUUCAAUAACAUCAGCACCUGGAGAUGACUACUUGAGUGUACACAUAAGAACAGUAGGAGAUUGGACACAAGAGCUAAUGAGAGUAUUCACAGAAACUUGCAGUUCCCCGAAUCAUAUUGGGUUAGCAAAAUUUGGACAACCAGGAAGAAUUGAUCAAAGAGGUUUACCACGGUUGUCAGUCGAUGGACCCUAUGGAGCUCCAGCACAAGACUACCGAAACUAUGAUGUUUUACUACUUGUUGGGCUCGGGAUUGGAGCAACUCCUUUCAUAAGUAUCCUAAGAGAUCUUCUCAACAGCGUAAGAUUAGCGGAGGAUCAAACAGAUUCGUCGGUAACGGAUAUGAGUAGGUCAGAAGAUAAUAGUCUGAAUAGUAUAAAUUCUCAAAGAACAAUGUCAGCAGCAACAACAACAUCAAGCAUGAAGAAGAAACCGCAAAGAACUACUAGUGCUCACUUCUAUUGGGUGACUAGAGAACCUGGCUCUUUUGAAUGGUUUAAAGGUGUUAUGAAUGAAGUUGCUGAAAUGGAUCAAAAAGGAGUUAUAGAGAUGCACAAUUACUUAACAAGUGUCUAUGAAGAAGGUGAUGCAAGGUCUACUUUACUCACCAUGGUUCAGGCCCUAAACCAUGCUAAAAAUGGUGUUGACAUCUUAUCUGGAACCCGGGUAAGGACUCACUUUGCAAGACCAAACUGGAGAGAAGUUUUCACCAAGAUAGCUAAAAAGCAUCCACACUCUACAGUAGGUGUAUUCUACUGUGGAAUGCCAGUACUUGCAAAGGAAUUGAGGAAGUUAUCACUUGAGAAAAGCCAAACUACUACUACACGAUUUGAAUUCCACAAGGAGUAUUUUUGAAGCCCUGAAUUUCUACAGGUUCAUGGUUAUUACUAUUUUUUUGUAAUUAUUAAAGGGAAACAAUUGAAAAGAAAAAAAAGAAAUAUAAAUAUAAAUAUAAAUUUACAUAUUUUCCGUUAUAAUUUUUUAAUUUAGAUAACUUAUGUAUAAUGUAAAUAAGUUUUAGCAACAACCAAAAAAGAAAUGUCAUCUGAUGUUAGUGAUUAGAUAGAGGAACCUUAACUACUAUUGAUAAUGAAAGGUUGGCGCAAGUUGACAAAAUUGUUUAAACAUAUUCUAUUGUAAUUAAUGUAAUGCUAAAGGAUUCUGAUUCU
Molecule: messenger RNA, 3614 nt
Organism: Papaver somniferum (opium poppy)
Lineage: Eukaryota; Viridiplantae; Streptophyta; Magnoliopsida; Ranunculales; Papaveraceae
Product: respiratory burst oxidase homolog protein E-like
Exons: 14
Coding region: 418-3300 (960 amino acids)
Cellular component (GO): plasma membrane
Molecular function (GO): calcium ion binding; peroxidase activity; NAD(P)H oxidase H2O2-forming activity
Source: RefSeq, a predicted model, not a curated record